This is a messenger RNA of Episyrphus balteatus (marmalade hoverfly), 2547 nucleotides long. RefSeq names its product mediator of RNA polymerase II transcription subunit 15 (gene MED15). Lineage: Eukaryota; Metazoa; Arthropoda; Insecta; Diptera; Syrphidae. The coding region runs from base 120 to 2456 and encodes 778 amino acids. The record is from RefSeq and is a predicted model, not a curated record. Gene Ontology annotation, molecular function: transcription coregulator activity. Gene Ontology annotation, biological process: regulation of DNA-templated transcription. The transcript has 10 exons.
UUAUGUUGAUGAAAAUUGAAAAUUUUCUACAAAAGCAGAAAGUUCACAAAUUUUAUCGCAAAUUUUAGAAAAAAACUUUCCAUUUUUAUUCAAUAAAUCUAAAUAAAAAUAAAAGAAAAAUGUCUACAGAAGAUUGGCAAAGUCCUAAAUUUCGACAAAGUGUUGUUUUAAAGAUCAAUGAAAUGCUCCAAACAACUGGCUCCGAUCCUUCAAAAAAUGCAACCGUCAUGGAAAAUCAUAUUUACAAAAAAGCCCGCAACAAGGAUGAAUAUCUUGGAUUGGUUGCUAAAUUAUUUAUGCAUUUUAAAGAAAUGGUUAGCCGAAGUAGCACAGCUGGAAAACCACAACAGCCACCUAAUGCUGAUAUGGGUAAUUCCAAUGUUAUGCAAGAUCCACUUAAUGCAUUGCAAAACCUUGCAACUCAGGGCAAUCGUAAUGCCCAAAUGAUGCCAAUGGGUGGUGGCCAACCAAAUCAAAUGGCACCCGGACCUGUUGUCGGUGUUAAUGCAGCAGCAUCUAAUCUACUUCAAUCUUUGAAUCAGCAACGCCCUGGUCAACAAAUGCAAAAUAUGCAAGGAAUUCGUGGCCAAAUGAAUGUACCAAUGGGUCCAAAUGGUCCACAAGGUAAUGCCGGUCCAGGCAACAUGGUUCCUCAAAUGGGAAACAAUAUGGGCAAUGCCAAUUUAAAUAUGAUGGGCAAUCAGCCUCAACAAAUGGGCAAUCAAAUGGGAAUGCCUGGACAAAUGAAUCAAAUGGGUGGAAAUCAAAUGCAAAUCAAUGCAAACAUGCAAGGCCAACCGAUGGGUUCAAUGAAUGUUCCUCAGAUGCCAAUGAAUUCAAUGAAUCAGAAUCAAAUUAAUAUCGGUUUGAAUCAUCCACAACUGAAUCAAAUGAUGACACGAAUGAAUAACAAUGCUCCAAUGAAUGUUGGACCACAAACUGUUAAUCAAGCGAUGCAUAAUCAAAUGAGUGGUGGACAAAAUAUGCCAAAUAUGCCACAACAAGGACAAAUGCAUCCGAAUAGUGUCAAUGCUGGACCACAAGUUGGAAUGCCUCAAAAUCCUGGACAAGGAGGAAAUAUCAAUCAAAUCAUUAAUAUGCCCAACAUGCAACAGAAACAAAAUAUGCCAAUUAAUCAAGGAGCGGCCAUGUUCCCUGGUAACCGGAAUGUAAGUCAAACACAAUUUUUACGCCAAAGUCCAAGUCCUACGGUUGCGUCGCCUGCUGGAAUGGGUCAGCAAAUUCCUCAAACACAACAGCAAUUGCAACAACAACAGUUGCAGCAGCAACAAGCUGCUGCACAACAGCAGGCUCAGCAGCAACAAGCUCAACAACAACAACAGCAACAACAACAGCAGCAACAACAACAGCAGCAACAACAACAACAGCAGCAACAACAACAGCAGCAACAGCAACAACAACAACAGCAGCAACAACAACAACAACAACAGCAACAACAACAACAGCAGCAGCAACAACAACAGCAGCAACAAUCCAUAUUACCAAAUCCUCAAAUGAUUCCAAGUCCGGCUUUGGUGCCUUCAUCAAGUCCACAAAUGUCUGGCCUGAUGAGCAACAAUCCAAGAUCCAUUCGUCAAUCACCAAAUCCAAAUGCUCCUUUGAACACACCUGGUCAAGUAUCUGCAACCAGUCCAUAUAAUUCACAAGAAGAUAUCCUCUAUCGAGAGAAAUACAAACAAUUGACCAAAUACAUUGAACCACUAAAGCGGAUGGUAGCGAAAAUAGGAAAUGAUGAUGUUGAAAAAAUAACAAAAAUGAGCAAACUAUUGGAAAUUCUUUGUAAUCCAAAUCAAAGAGUACCCCUGGAAACUCUUGAAAAGUGUGAAAUUGCUUUGGAAAGAAUGGAUAUCGUUUCAUCUUAUGGCACUCAAUUUGGUAAAUCUUCAAAUCCACUUGUGGAUGCUAUCAAUACAACACUUCAAAGUCCUAUUGUAAAUCAUACAUUACAAAGAUCUUUCAAACCUAGUUUGGAAUUGCUCUUUGGCACAGAUAUCAGUGCUCCAACGUCAGCCAAACAGCCGCGUAUUCAGCACGAGGAAACACCACAAGACAUCCCACACGUGUUGCAAGGUGAAAUUGCACGUUUGGAUCAGAAGUUUAAAGUUUCUCUAGACACAUCUGCACAAAACAAUAACAAGAAUAUUAAAUUGAUUUGUUGUUUGGAUGAUAAACGGCUGCCAUGUGUUCCACCUGUUAGUGUUAAUAUUCCAGAGGAAUAUCCAUUUACAUCACCAAAUUGCUCUCUCACCGAACAGGAGUACUCGGCUACACCAUUUUUGUUAGCAGUCCAAAAUGCUCUUAUGGCUCGCAUUGCCAAAUUGCCCAAGUGUUAUUCACUAUCUCAUUUAUUGGACACUUGGGAGAUGUCAGUGCGUCAGGCUUGUUCACCAAAUGCUGUCGCUAUUACUGAUUUUAGUGCUUUAUUUGGCAUUUAAAUCAAAAUAGGCUUCUAGUUAAGCAAUAAAAGUUAAACAAUUUUUUUUAAUAAAAUAUACCUACCCAGAAACAUAAAAAUCGUAGUUAUAU